Molecule: messenger RNA, 1182 nt
Organism: Cyanistes caeruleus (blue tit)
Lineage: Eukaryota; Metazoa; Chordata; Aves; Passeriformes; Paridae
Source: RefSeq, a predicted model, not a curated record
AUGCGGGACUCCCGGGAACUGGGAGCGUGUGAGGGGCACCCGGCGGCCCGGUACCGGGUGCUUGUGAGGGGGAUCCAGCGGCCGGAACCGGGAGCGUGUGAGGGGCACCUGGCGGGACCCCGGAAACUCCACAGUCUAUGUGGACAGUGUGUGGUUACUGAGCCGCCUCUUGUCUCUCUGCCCCGUCCAGGCGAGACCCCGGCGCACAUCGGCGGCACCACCCUGUUCGGGGAUAACGUGGAGGAUGAGUGGUUUAUUGUGUACCUGGUCCGGGAGAUCACCAGGGAGUUCCCGGGGCUGGCAGCCAGGAUUGAUGACAAUGAUGGAGAGUUUCUCUUGAUAGAAGCAGCUGAUUUUCUCCCCAAAUGGCUGAAUCCUGAGAACAGUGAAAACAGGGUGUUCUUUUACAAAGGAGAGCUGCACAUCAUUCCACUGUUGGAGACUUCAGAGCAGGACUGGGACCUCCCUGCUCCCUGCCCCACCAUCCCACAGGCGUUGGCAUUGUUAUCCACCCGCUCUGAGGAGUUCCUGGCUGCAGAGCCCAUCAGAGCUGCGCUGUAUAAACGCAUCGAGGGCUAUCCCGAGAAGAUCCAGGCCUCUCUGCACCGAGCCCACUGCUUCCUCCCGGCCGGAAUCGUGGCCGUGCUGAGGCAGCGCCCGUCCCUGGUGGCUGCGGCCGUCCAGGCCUUCUACCUGCGGGAUCCGGGCGAUUUACGGGCCUGCCGGCGCCCUUUCAGAACCUUCCCUGCCGACCAGCGAGUGAUGACCCUGGUGACUUUCACUCGGUGUUUGUACGCACAGCUGGUGCAGCAGAAGUUUGUUCCAGACAGACGCAGUGGGUACACCCUGCCCACCCCAUCUCAUCCUCAGUACAGAGCCUACGAGCUGGGCAUGAAACUGGCUCAUGGCUUUGAAAUUUUGUGCUCCAAGAGCAGUAAAGUAGCUCCUGAUGCCAAGAGAAAUGUGUUAAGUGGUCCUCUGUGGGAGAGGUUCCUCAGGAGCUUGAAGGAAAAGGAUUAUUUCAAGGUGAGGCAGUGUGUCCGUGGCUUUUAAACAUUCCAGGGAAAAUAUAUUUUAGCUCUUGAACUUGUGUAAGGACUUGCAGCAGGGUAAGAACUUGAAUCCUUAUCUCUGUGUAAAAUGAAUUAGUGUCUUUAAAGGGGGCAUGUGCAGUUUGUUCCC